This is a messenger RNA of Lactuca saligna, 567 nucleotides long. The record is from the annotation of a GenBank genome assembly. NCBI's taxonomy places the organism in Eukaryota, Viridiplantae, Streptophyta, Magnoliopsida, Asterales, Asteraceae.
AUGGAUGAGCAUCAAAGAAUCAUUCACGAGGUUGAGGAAAAAAAUGUGAAGCUCAAGCCACACUGGAAAGCAAAUACACUCGAUUCACAGCUGAACGUUUCGAUCACUCCGAAAGCCUUUAGGUUACGUAGCUUUGUGAAAGUUGUUAAUAUCCCAACAACUGACAGUGGUGCUGAUCACUUACUCUUAUCGUUCUACCUCAAGCAUAUGAAGCCAAAAUACGAGAUGUGGAGUGCGAGCAAUAUUAUGGGUGUGAAGGUCACCAGUCCAAUCGAAACUGAUAGCUUCCUAAAUGUGAAGUUUAAGGUUGUGAGAGGUUCGUCCAGUCAGAUUGAUGUUGAAAUUGUUGCAAUGCUGCGAAGGAAGCUAAGUGUACUCCCCAAAGAUAACCCUGGUGGUUUUGAUAAGAUGAAACUUAGGAAGAUACAAAAGAAUGGAUGGUGUGUGGAUUUUCAAUUGAAGGAGAAAAUUGAUGCAUACUUUCACAAAGUUUGUUUCUUUCUCGACGACAAACAUUUAUUGACCACUUCGUGUCAAGAAUAUAUCUUGGACUUCAUCAACAAGUAG